AACAACAAGAGCAGGAAGAGGAAGCUGACUGAGGUCUGUUACAGAAUGUAAUCCGCUGCUUUUUGUAUAAUUUCCCUCUUCGAAACAUCAAACAUCGCCACAAAUGGACUCAAAAGGACCUCCGCCGUACGCUCAAGGGGGCUCUUCAGCAGACAUGUCACGGAGUUUGGAAGACGAUUCCUUGGUGGACGGACCGCUGAUCUCCGCUGAUGCCCUUCACUCUGCCAUCAGGAGGGAGUUUCAGACUGUACCGACUUCCUACCACGCCAGCUUUCUGUCUGUCCUACAUGUGAUCUAUGUUGUGCUGUCCGUGUGCCUGGGCGUGCUGUGUGUGCUGAAAUUUGGCCAAGAGGAGGUGUGCAAGAAGAUUUUAGACAGCGUGCAGGGCGGCAGCGUCAUCGUGUACGGGAAGGUGUGUUUGUGGGCUCUGGUGCUGCUGUUUACUGCCUGCGUGAGGCGCCACCACAGUCGCGCCCAGAGCAGAGGAUACCUGCAGUUCUACAGACAGAUGGAGAAUGUGAAACACCUGCCAUUCAUCGUGCACUCCACAGGGAAUGUUGUGCUGCUGGUUGUUCUGGCUGCAGAGUUUCAGCCACCUGUGCACAUCUACCUGCUGCUCACCAUUCUGGGGUUGGAGGUCCUCGUGGCUGUGCCGUGCCUGAUCUACUACGCAGUCAAAGUGAUGCAGUUCAACCGAGAGCGACCCGCACCCGACGUGAACCAGGAAGACCUGUCACACAGCUACAACGUCACACACUCUCCCACCGAGAUCGGCUUCAGGGGGGGCUCCGGCCUGGAGGAGGUGGUGGAGAAGCAGGCCGACCUGAUAGAGUACCUCAAACAGCACAACACCUCACUGAGCAAGAGGCUGCUCAACAUCACCGCACAGCACUAACUGUGGGCUGGCCUCUUCCUCCUCCUCCUCCUCCUCCUCAUCCCACAAAGUGAAGUUUUAAACGCUCUGAGAGAAAGGUCUGCGGGUUUCAGAGAGCUGGACCGAAGCUGGAUGAAAGACCCAGAGCAAACAAAUGCACCCGUCCCCGCAGCCGGGAGUUCUCCUCACCUGAGAUGGACAGAUAACGCAGGAGGACCGUUAGAGGCGAAGUGGUGGGGGGCGGAGCCGGGGAGUCGUGGGUCACAGAUCAGAGGUGAGGGGUUUUUAUCGCUGUGUUACGACCCCCGGUGACCCGUGUGUGCCGCCGCUUUUGUGACUGUGAGCGCGACAGAACGGCGAAACCGUCUGAGAUCAUCUGCAGCGUGGAGGGAGAGGCGAUCAAUGAUCUGGAUCCAGCUACAGAGAGGAGGAGCAGGAAUCACUCUGAGGAAAGUGCAAACUUAUCGACCUGAAUAUGUCAGUGAUUUAUAUUUGCUCUGUUUGUUCUUCGUUUGUGCAUUUGUGAUCAGAUUCCAAUAAAGUUUCCUUUUUCUA
Molecule: messenger RNA, 1429 nt
Organism: Salarias fasciatus (jewelled blenny)
Lineage: Eukaryota; Metazoa; Chordata; Actinopteri; Blenniiformes; Blenniidae
Gene: tmem192
Product: transmembrane protein 192
Exons: 6
Coding region: 104-895 (263 amino acids)
Cellular component (GO): lysosomal membrane; late endosome
Source: RefSeq, a predicted model, not a curated record